This is a messenger RNA of Stylophora pistillata, 1781 nucleotides long. RefSeq lists its product as uncharacterized. Lineage: Eukaryota; Metazoa; Cnidaria; Anthozoa; Scleractinia; Pocilloporidae. The record is from RefSeq and is a predicted model, not a curated record. Gene Ontology annotation, molecular function: protein binding.
CCACCGUUUCUGCAAUGGCCAAAACGUUCUUCGCAUCAAUCUUUGCCUUGAUUUUUCUCCAGCAUUCUUUUUGUGGAGAACAGUCCGGAGAAAGAGCUCCGAAUUCGGUUUCUGAUGAUAUCGCAGAGGGCUAUCCAACAGGAUGUCAAGUUUACAAACACAGGAGAUUUCUUCAAUGCCGUAACGCAGGAAUAGAUACAAUUCCUGAAGUGAAAGAAAGCUGGCAAGUUGUAAAUGUAGAUCUCUCCGGAAACAACAUUUCAAGUGUUCAAUUUGGUAAUGGCUACAGAAGUGUUCAAUCCAUAAAUUUGGAGCGAAACAAUAUCACAACUCUUUCUGAAGAAUCAAUCCAGGAACUAGAACACAUUCAUUACUUGUCUAUCGGAGGAAACCCUUUCCACUGCGACUGCAACAUGGAAUGGCUUCGAGAGCGCCUUCUUGGCUCAAAAAAUCACUUCCCUCUUGUUAGACAUGUCCAAGAUAUCAAAUGCAUCUCGCCGUCCAGUUUGCAAGGAAGAACACUGAUUACUAUUUCCAAGGAGUUCUUAUGCAGUAAGGGCCCUACAGUGGAGGAUAAACUCUUGAGACAAAUGACUCCAGAUCCCGGCUCAGACGAGGUACAGAAACCGGUCAAUUCCACUGCAAAUGCUGCUCAAAUAGAAGCAAAACACCAAGCCUUUGAAAAGGGACGUGUGGCUGAAAUCGUUGGAGUCACUCUCGCUUUUGCAGCAGUUAUAGUUGUCAUGUCUGUGGCUUUUAUUGCCAUGUGAUGUCUAGUAUUUUUUGGACCCCUCGAUUAGCUCCGGUCACAUUUUUUAAAACCAUCUCUAAUCGCUCUAUCUUAACUGAAAAACCCUGCGAUGAGUUGAAAAUAAACUUUUAUUUUCUCAACAUGUUAAAUGAUGUUUAACCAUAGCUACCUCGUUGGAUAUCGCGCUUUUGAUUUAGACUUUUUUAAUUUAUCAAUUUGACAGGUUCAGAGUUUCUCAAUAAGAAAAUCAACAUCAACAGGUAAAAUCCCGGUACUUCGAUCUUUUUUAUAUAUAUGAAUAUAUUUUUAACUUUGCUUUCGUCUGAUUGUUUGUUUGUUUGUUUGAGUCAGUCAUAAUAUGGCUGGCGCCAAAGAAAAUGACCCUUACAAUAUUUUGUUUCUAAUUAAGGCAUUCAUUCAUGUAACUUUGCAGAGUCAUUUGAAACUUUGCGGAGCCCGGGUACGAAAUCCUCUCUUAGAUACAAACGUGAUACUUUACAUAGAGACAAGAACUUUCAUCCACUAUCAAGAAUUGUUUUAUUCAAUAAACCUUCUCAUCUUUUAAGGGGUAAUUAGAGCCCUAAUGAGACCUCGAGAUCUACCUUUAACUUGACGUACAUUUUGCGCAUUGCUCGCUUUCCCUAGCAUCUGCCACCAAAUUGUCUCGAACGAUGCAGAACUUUCGAACAUAAUGUAAGAAAGCUGCUUUUUCUUUUAAAGUUGUCGCUAUUCUAGACCCAUUAAAGGAAAGCAUUCGUUCAACUUCUCAAUUUCGUACGACAUGUCCGGGGCAAAACAUCUACUUGGUAUAAAAUUAUUGAUCAAAAAAUGCGCAAGAAAGCACUAGCGAGAGGUGACAUAAAUAAGCGAUUACAGACGCGAGACAAGUCACGUGGUCAGCAAUUGUCUCGCUCGCAACAUAUUUUGGAUAAUUUCUGAGAGCGUCAAGUAAAUCUGCAGUUCAAAAUAUGUGAAAGAAAGCAGCAUUGGUAAAAAACCCCUCAAAUAAACUGUAAUCAGUUAUAUUCUC